This is a messenger RNA of Numida meleagris (helmeted guineafowl), 939 nucleotides long. RefSeq names its product maestro heat-like repeat-containing protein family member 1. Lineage: Eukaryota; Metazoa; Chordata; Aves; Galliformes; Numididae. The transcript is spliced from 7 exons. The record is from RefSeq and is a predicted model, not a curated record. Gene Ontology annotation, cellular component: cytoplasm. The coding region runs from base 160 to 939 and encodes 259 amino acids.
CUCCAGCGUGCUCUGAAGCACACAAGACUCAGGGAAAUUCACAGAGUCCUCUUCAUCUCUGAGCUGAGGCAGGGAUGCCGGCACGCUCAACUGCCUCGUUCCUUACAGCUCCUGUGGCCGCGCCUGCUGCUCUACGUGGUGCCAGCCCAGUACACGGGCAUGCUCAUCCCGGUCUCCCGCUGUGUGCGAGCCCUGGCUGAGAGAGGGGAGCUGACAGAUUGUGAGAUAGAAGAAGCGGAUCCCCAUUUCCUCAGCUCCAUCUUUCAAGGCCCACUGCUGACUCCCCAGAAACUGCUGGCGCGCCUGUUGGUGGUGGCAGGGAGCCCUUCUGCAGGCAGCGAACUCCAAGCCGCUGCCUUGCUGCUCCUGCAAAACCUCCACAGCAAGAUCCACAGAGCUGUGGGGGCCAUGUGGGCUGCUGAGAUCCCCCUGCUGCUGCAGUGCCUCGAUGGGAAAGAUGAGAGCUUCCCGGGCUCUGCAGAGUGGGAGCAGCGUCUGCUAAAGUUCCUGAGGGCGUCGCUGGAGACCGUGGAGGACGAGGCCUGGACCAAGGCUCUGAGCUGUGAGCUGAGCCGGUGGCUGGGCAGCUCUUCCAGCAGCUCUGGAGAAAAGUCUUUCCUGUACAAGGCUCUUGGGACAGCACUGGGAGCUUGUAAGGAAGUCCUCCACGUCCAAGAGAAGCUGCUGAAACACCUGGAGGAAGCAAAUGCGGAGCAGCGAUCUGAGGCCCAGGUGAGGUCUCCUCCAGCUUCUGCGCGCGUCCCCGGCCUGUCCCUGGGGCAGAGGGCUUCUCCUGGCCCUGCUCCAGGCCCUUUCGAUCGCCUGCUGCUGCCUCUGUCUGAGGCAGGAAUUGCUCAGUCACAACUUGAGCCUCUCCUUUUUCUAGUGGCGCGUGGAGGAGAAGAAGAAGGGACGAGACGGGAGCCGGUAGAAGAAUGA